AUGAUCGACCUUGACAAGCUCUUCAAUCCCUGUUUUGUGGAAGAGGAGGCUGCUCGCCUCAGGUUUGCUUGCGAGGAUUGGGGAUUUUUUCAGCUUGUAAAUCAUGGAAUACCAGACGAGAUCAUCACAAAUAUAAGAAGUGACAUUCAGAGUUUCUUCCAACUUCCUCUGAAGGUGAAAUGUGACUAUGCACAGGUUCCAGGAAGCCUUCAAGGCUAUGGCCAAUCGUUUGUUGCGUCAGAAGGUCAAAAACUUGACUGGUGUGACAGGUUUGCCAUCAUAGCCCAACCGCCUCAGGCCCGUGAUAUGAAAUAUUGGCCUACUCAACCUCAUACUUUCAGGAAAUCUAUUAAUGACUACUCUUCUGAGUUGAUGAAAAUUGUUGGUUCUGUUGUUCACUUCAUUGCAAAAACAUUAAAUAUUGAUCUCAAACUAAUGGAUGACAAAUAUGUGUCUCAAGUUUUGAGGAUGAAUUACUACCCUCCAUGCAUGACCAUGGCCGAAAAGGUAUUGGGUUUCUCCCCACAUUCAGAUGCAUCUUUUCUAACCCUCCUUUUAGAAAUUAAUUCAGUUGAAGGCCUUCAAAUUAAAAGGCACAAUGCAUGGACCAUAGUGAAAUCAAAUCCUAAAGCAUUGCUGGUGAAUGUGGGUGACUUUCUUGAGAUUGUGUCAAAUGGAAACUACAAGAGUGUUGAACACAGGGUUACAAUAAAUGCCAAUCAAGAACGGUUAACGAUAUCAGCAUUUCAUAUUCCAUCACUUGAUGGAGUAGUUGCACCUGUGACAAGCAUCGCAGAAGAGAGAUCCUAUACAAGACAAUGGGAGUAG
This is a messenger RNA of Miscanthus lutarioriparius, 828 nucleotides long. NCBI's taxonomy places the organism in Eukaryota, Viridiplantae, Streptophyta, Magnoliopsida, Poales, Poaceae. The record is from the annotation of a GenBank genome assembly.